GGGUCUUUUCCAGGGAGUCGCCCGUAGACUUGUUUACUCUGCUUCCAGUGCCCUGGGCCUUUUUGUACUUUAUAAUGACCUGAUCUGGAGCAGGACGAUAGCUGGGCAUGUUCACCUGUUGUGUCUCAGUGACGCCGUAGGGAGUGGGAAGCUCUCACCCGGAUGUGAAGGUGCACUGUGGGGGUCUGCUCACUUGGGGAGUGGUCAUUUAGAAAUUCAUGUCUCUGGCUUCCUUGGUGGCUCAGUGGUAGAGGCUGCCUGCUGACACAGGAGACACAGGCUGGCUGGGAAGCGCUCACGUGUCUGGGGCAAGGAUGCCACAACUGUCGAGCCGGAGCUCUGUAGUCGGGGAGCUGCAGCUACUGAGCCCAUGUGCCGGCCGCUGCAGCUCCACGAAGCCUGCACACAGCAGUGAAGACCGAGCACAGCCAGAAAUGCAUAAAUAAAAUUUUAAAGAAAGAAAAGGCAGCUGAGGCCAGAAGGUAGAAAGCCUCUUGUCUGCCUGAGGAACUUGGGUUUUAUUUGUGGGCUCAGAGGGCCUCAGGUGUUUUGGCUCGGGGAAACAAAGUAAGCAUAGAGUUGCCAUAGAGACAAAGGUCAGGCAGACUUGCAGAGUGGACAGGAGGCAGAGGAACAGGACGCAGCGGUGGCGGGGAGGCGCCCGUUAGAGGCGUGAGGCGAUCGGAGCUUCCCCGACUCCUGGUGGUGGGACUGGAAGCGUGAAGUUUCAGUAGAAUCUCCCUGGAAGUGCUGUUGGAGAGAAGGGAGGCGGAAAUUCAACACAACUGCACUGCUUUUAGCCUUUAGGGAAAGCAUGCCAAGAAAUAGGGAAAGGAGGGGAAGAAAGGUGACUUUAGGAUUGACAAAGGACCAAAUGAUAUUAAUGCAGUAUAUGUGGAAUAUAAUUAUACUGGAGAUCCAGAAUGCGGACACAGAACUAGCUGGAUGCAGACAAAUACGAGAACGAUCCAGAAUUAGAGAAGAUCCGAAAAGAGAGAAACUACUCCUGGAUGGACAUCAUAACCAUAUGCAAAGACAAACUACCGAAUUAUGAGGAAAAGAUCAAGAUGUUCUUUGAGGAGCACUUACACCUGGACGAGGAGAUCCGCUACAUCCUGGACGGCAGUGGGUACUUUGACGUGCGGGACCAGGAGGACCGAUGGAUCCGGAUCUCCAUGGAGAAGGGGGACAUGAUCACCCUGCCCGCCGGCAUCUACCACCGCUUCACGCUGGACGAGAAGGUGGGCUCACGGCUGCUCUGCCGCAGUGUGGUCUGCGCGCCUGUCGGACGCUCAGCCCCGGCAGUGCCAGAACUACGUGAAGGCCAUGCGGCUGUUCGUGGGAUACCCCGUGUGGACGCCAUACAACCGGCCGUCGGACCACCUCGAGGCCCGGUUGCAAUACCUGGAGUUCCUGGCGCAGUCGGCCUAGCGGCCCCUCAUGAGGCAGCACGGAGUCGGUCCCUUUCUCCGGCUUCCAUGCUGCAGGCGCAAGGCUGGGGAGCCUCCUCUGCAAGCUUGUCAGAUCAGAACACUGUAUUUUUUGAUCAGAACACGUUUUAAUGGACGGAGCCAUGGAGCUGGUUGUACGUGCAAUCAGCUGGAAAUUUGGGCAGGUGAUUCACUUCUCUGAUUCGGGGUCAGGGGUCAGUGGCCCCGCACUAGCUCGCGCCUUCAGCUCUGACCAGUGAGUUUCAUCUCCCCAGAUCCAGCCACUUACUGCCUGAUUCUCGGGCUUUAAACAGGCUCCAGGCGAUUCCAUGCCUGCCCUGUGCAGACGUGUGACAGUGGGUGACAGGGCGGUGGAGAGGUCACCCACUUUUCUCCCAAAACACAGGGGUGCUGAGGGGGAAGCUGGCAUGUUGGGGGACACGCACUCGCUUACGCCACUUUCUUGCUCAAAAUAAAAGUAGCUGCCUGGAUGCUCUGCUGGCAGCUUGGAGUUGCCUUA
Molecule: messenger RNA, 1950 nt
Organism: Bubalus bubalis (water buffalo)
Lineage: Eukaryota; Metazoa; Chordata; Mammalia; Artiodactyla; Bovidae
Gene: ADI1
Product: acireductone dioxygenase 1
Exons: 4
Coding region: 1011-1562 (183 amino acids)
Molecular function (GO): acireductone dioxygenase [iron(II)-requiring] activity
Source: RefSeq, a predicted model, not a curated record